CUCAGAGCCCACCAACAGCACCUAGCGCUGAUGCCCCUUUGCUGAGUUAUCUUUAAGCCUUCCCUGCUGAAUUCUUUCUGUUGUCCUCUUCUUUCUGUGUCUCUGCUGCUGCCGCUGCUGCUGCUUUGUUGUGUCUAUUUCUACAAUGUCUCUCAAGAAGCCCUUAUUCAAGACACACCAUUCUCUCCUAUCAAAGAAUUCCAUUGACGAUUCUCUUGUUGUCCAGUGGGACGAUGACUUGUCUUUCACAAUUGACAAAUUGAAUCAAAUAUUGGUCCACUACAACCUGUUCACAGACCACUGGUUGCAAUUUCUAACCAACCAACUCGCAAUAGCCUCCACCUUUAUCGACCUUCAUUCCUCAAAUCAGGACGAUGACGAUACCAUCAAUGACAAAAAUAAUGAUAAAAAUAAUGACCACACAAAAAAUCAAAUCGACAAGAUCUUCAUAUCAACUUCCGAUAAUUUACUGAAAAUUGACAAUAAAUUCUACUUGUCUCAAGUAUCAAUAGACGAAAUCAACCACUUUAAAUCUUUAGUUUCAAAUUUAAACAACCAGUUUACCUCAAAUUUCAAAAAAUUUAAUUCAACUUUAUCUUCAAAUUUCUCUGACUUGAUCAAAUACUUGAACCUAUUCAAAUCCUUAAUCAAGUCUCGCUCAACUAAAAAAAACAACCUCUCAAGCUACCAAAAAAAGAUCCAAUCUUCUACCUCAAUCAAAAAUAACCUAAAUAAACCUCUAUCUCAAAAGGAAACUAAACACCUUAACGAUUUAAUUCAACUUUUCAACACUGCUGAUCUAAAAACUAAACAAAUUUUACCAAUUGUCUUGUCUCUAUUAGAUGAUUUCCUCAAUUACACUUUAAAAACAAUCUAUUACCAAAAUUUACAACUACUUAAUCACAUUACAAAAAAUUUAUCUUUUUUUGCUCAAAAUUACGGUCUAAUACUAAACAAUAACAACAACAACUAUAACGAUAUAGUUCAAUCCUAUAACACAGAUUUUAAUCCAAUUCAAUCUCGUAUAUUAUCUUUAAAACUUCUAAUCACUCCCUACACUUCAAUUCCUACAAUUAAUAAACUAUCUCCCAUAGAUUCUUUUCCAUCUAAUAAUAUUGUAUCUAACAACAACAAUAACAAUAACAAUAACAAUAACAACUUGACUGCAUCAAAUCUAAUAUCUAAUGAAAAUUUCAACCAAAUUAUAAUUUCAACUCCCAAUUCAGCUUCUAACUCUAAUCAAUCCCAAUUUCAAAAUUACAACCACAAUCCUAAUAACAUUAGCAAAUCAAACCGUAAUCUGUUAGAUGUCCCUAAAAAUAACAUUGUCAAAAGAAGUCUAUCCCUAAAAGUUAAAAAAAAUAAAUUUGACCCAACUCCUGUCAUGAAACCACUAAAUUUAAAUAGAUCGCAUACUAAAAAUCUAAAAUCACACUCAAAUUUAGCUUCAAUUAUCUCUCCAAAGGAAGAUCAUUUUUUCUUCAACACUAACACUACAAAUACAAACACAAACAACAACACAAACACCAACAACAAUAACAUUGAUAGUGACAUUACUACCAUCACAACCACUACUAACAACUUAUCCAUCAAUAACGAAAAUAUCAGUUUGCCUCCAUCUCAAAGAAAAUACUCACAUAACCGCGGUAGCUCUGUAAGCCUAUUAAACGCACUACAACCUCCUCCAAGCCUUUCUAAUGCUUCUUCAAAAAAUAAUUCAGAAGAAUCUCUUUCAAGAACUUCAACUAAAAGAUUAUCCACUAUGAGUGAAAGAAGUGAAAGAAGAUUAAAAACUUCCUCCUAUAUUACUCCAAAUUCUGCUUUUCAAUUCGGUUCUCCUAAAAAAGACGACAAUGCUAGUACCUUAAGUUUAAAAUUAAACAACAACAGCAACAACAAUCAUGGCGAAAACUGGUUAAGACCUUUAUCUUUAGUUAGAAAUUCAAACGCUCCUCCACUUUUUCCUCAAUUCGAUAAAGACGAUAAAGACUUUGCUAACGAUGACCUGUUUUCAUUUAAAUCUUCAAACUCUUCAAAUUCUUUGAUUGGAAAUGACACUAUAGCCGCUACAAGCGAUUCCAACACCAAUACAACCUCAAUAGAUCAAAUAAUGAACAAUAAUCAUAAUCACCAUAUCACUGAAUCUAAUGAUACUUCGCCCUUUCAAUCUCCAUCAAAACAUUCAAGUUCGAAUAGAUUGAGCAUAAUAUCAUCUUUUUCAAUGAAUCAAAAUAACCAAAAUAUUCAAAAUAUCCAAAAUAGUCAAAAUAGAUUCAGUAUGAUGUCAACUACUUCAACCAAUAAAAGAUUGAGUAUUUUCUCAAAUAAUUCUUUAUCCGCUCCUAUCAAUCUAAAUUUAUUGCCUCCUAAUAACAAUUCUCAAUUGAAUUCUGCAUCUCUUUACACAAAUACUCCCACAUCUUCUGUUAAAAAUUUUAUAACAAAAUGUCCUAUUACUACUAAUUUUAAUAAUAAAAAUAAUUAUCAUUUAGUAGACGACAAAAUUAAGUUAUUAUCAUAUGCUGAUACAUCUUUAUCCGGCUAUUUGUAUAAAAACUUCAAUAAAUACUAUAAUAAUAGUUUAUUACUGGAAAAUGAUUUUACCCGAAAUCAAAAGGAUCGAAAGGACCGAAAAAACCAAAAAGAGGACAGUUAUAUUGCUCAGUAUCCAUUUAAGGGUAUUGAAAUUGGGGAUUUAUCCUUUAAUAAAGGAGACAUGAUUAAGAUUUUGUCAAAACAUACACCUGACAAAAAUUGGUGGAUCGGCGAAUUACCAGAUGGUAGGGUUGGUUUGCUUCCAUCCAACUAUAUUAGCAUCCAUUCCACCUAAGCAUUUACCUUGUUUCUUAAACUUAUUAAAAUAAUUAAAUUAAUGAAAUUAAUUUUUUUAUUUGUCUAUUUUCAUGGUUGAAUUCUAGUUGGUUUUCUGUGUAAGAGUAUUUGUAUAUUGCAUUGUUUUUUAUAAGUUUUAUUUUCCAUUAUUCUAUAUUGUGUUUUUAU
Molecule: messenger RNA, 3000 nt
Organism: Ascoidea rubescens DSM 1968
Lineage: Eukaryota; Fungi; Ascomycota; Saccharomycetes; Ascoideales; Ascoideaceae
Product: BAR and SH3 domains-containing protein
Exons: 1
Coding region: 146-2830 (894 amino acids)
Biological process (GO): endocytosis; plasma membrane tubulation; actin cortical patch localization
Cellular component (GO): Rvs161p-Rvs167p complex; medial cortex; mating projection tip
Molecular function (GO): protein binding; lipid binding
Source: RefSeq, a predicted model, not a curated record